Sebastes umbrosus (honeycomb rockfish) is the source of this 3615-nucleotide messenger RNA. RefSeq names its product synaptic vesicle glycoprotein 2B-like. Gene Ontology annotation, biological process: transmembrane transport; chemical synaptic transmission. NCBI's taxonomy places the organism in Eukaryota, Metazoa, Chordata, Actinopteri, Perciformes, Sebastidae. The record is from RefSeq and is a predicted model, not a curated record. The transcript is spliced from 15 exons. Bases 628 to 2682 code for a protein of 684 amino acids. Gene Ontology annotation, molecular function: transmembrane transporter activity. Gene Ontology annotation, cellular component: membrane.
GGGAGAGAGAGAGAGAGUGAGAGAGAGAGAGGCUGGCACUAUCCGUUGGCCUAAUCCCUCAGCCCUGUCUCUUGUGUUGAUGCUCUUUAUAGAUACAGUGUAGAAACUUCAGACUAGAAUGAUACGGCUACGAAUGGAUUUUAAGAUAGAUUUGUUGUGAGGUCUUGACGCCAUCGAUUGGAUAUAAACUUCAGUUUGAUCUGUUCUGGAGUGAAAAUUGAAGACAGGAUCUGACAGGACUCUGGAGUCCCCAGCACCACCACAACAACUAAAACCAGGACCUGAGACAGACACACAUUAACACACAGAUACAUUCCAUGUUGAGCUAAUUAUUGUUUAAAAAGCCGCUCUUAUCUAACAAAUCUUGACUGAAUAAGCUGCACUGCACUGCAAAGUGUGCAUUUGUGAUGUUAGAUGUUAACACCAUUAUUCACUAGAACUUUAAAAGCCAGUAAUUUGCAUUUUUAGGCAAAUUAACUCAUCAUGCUUAACUAAAAGAUCAAACUGGAAGUUUAUCUCAAUCACUUAUUGUUAUUUCUCCAGACUAGACAUAACUAACAAGCCUAAACAAAAGCCUUCUACUUGCUGUAAAACUAGCUAUUAGCCUAUCAGGCCUAGUAAGCCAAGAUGGCCGACCCCUACCAAAACAACACAUACCAGCAAGGAGCAGGUGACAGCUAUGGGAGCUACGGAGAAGGCGGUGGCCAGGAUGGAUAUGAUUACCCUCCCCAGGAAGAGGACGCAGCAAGCGAUGUGACCGAAGGACACGAUGAAGAGGAUCAGAUGUACGAAGGAGAAUAUCAAGGGAUACCACAUCCUGACGAGGUGAAGGCUGCACAGAGAGCUGCACGGGCUAAAGCUCGAGCAUCCGGCAGCGCAGUCUCUGAACUAGAAGAGCUAUCUGAGCAAUACGAGGACAUCAUGGAGGACUGCGGCCACGGGAAGUUCCAGUGGACGCUUUUUAUAGUGCUGGGCCUGGCUCUGAUGGCUGACGGAGUCGAGUGCUUCGUGGUAGCGUUCGUUUUACCGUCUGCAGAAAAGGAUCUGUGUCUCUCCAAUGCAGAGAAAGGAAUGUUGGGUCUGACUGUCUUUCUGAGCAUGAUGGUGGGAGCCUUCUUGUGGGGCGGUCUGGCAGACAAAGUUGGCCGUCGGCGCUGUCUGAUUGUGGCAUUAGAAAUAAACUGUGUCUUUGCCUUCCUGUCUUCGUUCGCCCAGGGCUACGGCUUCUUCCUCUUCUUCAGGGUGCUUUCUGGCGUUGGUAUCGGCGGCACAGUGCCGAUCGUGUACUCGUACUUCUCCGAGUUUCUGCAGAUGGACAAGAGAGGAGAGCAUCUGUCCUGGUUGUGUAUGUUCUGGAUGAUUGGUGGGAUCUAUGCUUCAUUCACUGCCUGGGGAAUCAUACCCAGAUACGGCUGGGGGUUCAGCAUGGGCUCAGAGUUUCAGUUCCACAGCUGGCGGGUGUUUGUCCUGGCUGCAGCUCUUCCUGCUAUUGCCUCGCUGAUUGGACUCACCUUCAUGCCUGAGAGUCCCCGCUUUCUCUUGGAGAAUGCCAAGCACGAUGAGGCGUGGAUGAUCCUGAAGCAGGUCCAUGACACCAACUGGAGGGCCAAGGGACAGCCAGAAAAAGUCUUUACUGUGACUCACAUCAAGGCACCUAAGACAGCGGAGGAUGAGUUUAUUGAGAUUCAGAGUGCUACAGGAACAGCUGUACAACGAUGGGCUGUACGCUCACUAACACUCUGUAAACUGGUGUUGAGGAACGUAGCAUCACUCCUGUCUGCAGAACUGAGGUUUGCUACACUCUUCAUGGCCAUCAUCUGGUUCUGCAUGGCUUUCAGUUACUAUGGUCUGUCUGUUUGGUUCCCUGACAUGAUCAAACACCUUCAGUAUGAGGAGUACCAGUCCAAGGUCAAGGUGUCCCAUGGAGAACGAGUGGAGAACUUCCAUUUUAACUUUUCUUUAGAGAACCAGAUCCAUCAAGAAGGGGAAUACAUCCAUGACAAGUUCAUCAGUAUAGAGAUGAAGUCAGUGAAGUUUGAGAACUCACUGUUUGAAGACUGUCGCUUUGAAGACAUCAAGUCCACAGACACUGUGUUUGAGAACUGCACCAUCCGUUCCACUGUCUUCUAUAACACAGACCUGUGGGAGGAGAAGUUCAUUGACUGUAGGAUGGAGAACACCACCUUUGAGCACAACAAAAAUGGCUGCCACCUGGACACUGGUGAGGAGAACGACGUUCUCAUUUACCUGGUCUGCUUCCUGGGCAGUCUGGCUGUGUUGCCAGGCAACAUCAUCUCAGCCCUCUUUAUGGAGAAGAUCGGCAGGGUCAGGAUCAUAGGUGGCUCCAUGCUCAUUUCGGCAGGCUGUACCUUUUUCCUGUUUCUGAGCUUCAGCCAAGCAGCCAUCAUCACCCUGCAGUGUCUAUUCUGCGGCGUCAGCGUAGCUGCAUGGAAUGGCAUUGAGGUGGUGACCGUGGAGCUGUACCCGACUUCUAAAAGGGCCACGGCAUUCGGCGUGCUGAACGCUCUGUGUAAGCUGGCGGCGGUGCUCGGCAGCUCCAUCUUCCCCAGCUUCGUGGGCGUCACCAAAGCCGUCCCCAUCCUGCUGUCCUUCGCAGCGCUAGUAUGCGGCGGCCUGGUGGCCCUCAAACUACCUGACACGCGAGAGAAAAUCCUCCAAUGAGGUCAUGUGAGAUCCGGGGGGCGAGAGUCAUAAAGGGGCCAAAACAUAUGUUGGAAGCUUUUUGAAUUGGAUUUCACUUCACUCUGCAAUUGAAAGAAAACAAGAAGAAUAGAAAUAGCUCAUACCUAUAAAUGUAAAAUGCCAAGCUCUUAUUUUAUUCAUGUGAACCACUUUGGUUGUGUACAGGCUUUAGAGAGGGGCGCGGGGGGGAAUCCUUCCACUAGUGAUGGCAGGUAGAGGGGCUUAGGUGUACACAAGGGUCAAAGAGCAAAUGUGUUUCUUUCUGUUCAAGAACAUGUGAAUCUUUUAAUGAUGCAAUCAUCAUCAUGUGGAUUUACUAAGCACAUGAUGAUGAUGACGAUGAUGAUGAUGUGCGUGAAGAAUGUUAUUUUUUGUGUAAAUCCAAUCUGGGGCUUAAAUCAGAUGAUCUAACUGGCUAUCAUAUCCCCUGCUUGUUGUCUUUCUACCAGUACUUCCAUGCAUGAUGGGGACUGAUGUCAGAUCCUGGCCAAAUGUUUUCUGUGACACUUUGUUUUAGCAAAUAUCCGCCUGUGUGUUGAAAUUGUGAAAGAGGCUUGUUGUUGGAGUUUGGAGUCCUUGGAAGUUAAAGUUCUCCUCUACUUUGUGCACUACUUCUACUUGAAAACAUAAUUCUAGCAAUGUUGUCAUUAACAGAUGUGGCCGACUAAUGACUCCAUUCAGCUCGUCCAAUUGUCAGUUAUCAACAAUUGUCUGGUACCGUUACUGAUGACUUCUAGUCCUGGCUUGAUGAUGAUGAUGAUACUGUACCGAUCGGUAUCUGUGGUCAGUUAUACAAAAUCAACUUAGAAUUAUCACGUAUGAUUUUAAGAAAGGAUAUAUUUUCCAAUUAUUUGGUCAUUUUGGACAUAUAAACUAAUUAUGCUGCAGAUAUUAUGCUCACUUUUCCAUCUU